Messenger RNA from Cokeromyces recurvatus, 2361 nucleotides. Its product is annotated as CP2 transcription factor-domain-containing protein. Gene Ontology annotation, cellular component: nucleus. The transcript has 6 exons. Gene Ontology annotation, molecular function: RNA polymerase II cis-regulatory region sequence-specific DNA binding; DNA-binding transcription activator activity, RNA polymerase II-specific. Lineage: Eukaryota; Fungi; Mucoromycota; Mucoromycetes; Mucorales; Mucoraceae. Gene Ontology annotation, biological process: regulation of transcription by RNA polymerase II. The coding region runs from base 104 to 2137 and encodes 677 amino acids. The record is from RefSeq and is a predicted model, not a curated record.
GUACAACCUAAAAAAGUAAAUCUUUGUUCAUAGUAAACGUCCCUAUAAAAGAGAAAAAGUUAUAGCUCAGCAUUUUAUUAAAUCCUGCAGAUUCAAUUAUAGAAUGCUACUUCUUUUACUAUUAUUCGUUAAUGAAUAUCUUGACUUCUAUUUCUUCCUUUUUCUAAUAAUAAUGUAUUCAUACAGUGAUUUACUUCAUUCACUCGAAAGUAACAAAAGCUAUACAUCAAAGAAUUAUAUUAAUUAUUUACAGCCACAAGAUAACUUUAAUAUGAUUGGCGAAAAUCAAUGUUAUGCAGUAUCCACUGAUUUGACACUUGAAAAUAGCAAAGGUUCUUAUCUUUAUCAUCGUCACGACGAUCAUCAUCCUAUUUUUACUUCAGAUAUUUAUAACCAUCAACGUCAUUUGCAAGCUUCAUCUUCUUCUAAGCUUGGAUAUCCUUCAUCGAGUCAUUGGUCAUUGGUUACAGCAACAACUGACAAUACUGACGCGUCUUUAUUAGACAUAGAAGCUACCAAAAAUAAUCAGUUGCAAUUAGAUACUAAAUCAAUAAAUACGUUUGAUCUUUUAUUUCGUAACAAUAAGAGACUAUCCAUUGCUUCUUCUUCUUCUUCUUCUCCUCCUCCCUUACUACCUACUAACACCUCUUCUUCGUCACAAUACUACCAACAACUAUCCAUGGAUCUUUACCCUCCUCUUCAUUACUCCUCCCCUUCUUCUACCACAACAAGACUGGAUAACACUAAAUUUCAUCACCCCCGUAUCAAGAGUGCCUAUGCUAGACUUCCUCCUUUCUCGGAGAAAGAAAAAGAUGUAGUUGUUUACCAGCAGUUCCUUUCUCCACCUUUAGCUUACAAUCAUACCAUAAUUAAUCAAAAUUUUUUAAUGAUGAAAGAUGAGCCGAGACAACGAAUAAAUCUAUCUUGUGAAGCACAAGUAAAGCAUCAAGAAUUCUCAAGUAAUACAUCUUUUCAAUUCAAUGUUGCUCUUCAUGCAACCCCAGCUAUAACUAAGAAAUUAGAUGAACAGCCAACGACUUAUCUUAAUCGUGGUCAAGCUUAUUUGAUCGAUUUAGAUUCUGUAACAACAAAGACGAAUAAUAACACAUUAGUAACAAGCACUAUUUCAAUUGCCUUUCACGAAUCGAGUCAUCGACGCAUUGCAGACAGUUACUGGAAAUAUUGGGUUAAUCAACAAGAAAAUUCAAUGGAGGCGAGAGCUAUUCAUAUUGAUGCCCAUCAAUGCACAGGUGUAUAUAAUGUUCGCUUUAUAUCAUUCGAUAAAGUAUCAUUUGAUUGGAAUGGUCGUUUUGGUGCUAAAAUAUAUAUUCGUUUUAACUGCUUAUCCACUGAUUUUUCUAGAAUUAAAGGUGUGAAAGGAAUUCCUAUGCGUGUUGAAGUUGAAACUUGUGCUCAUUACACAGAGCUUCCAAACGAUUCAAUUUCUUAUAAAGGCACAUUUCAUAAAUUAACAGACACUGCUUAUGAAUAUAAAGAAAUAUGCUAUUGUAAAAUUAAAUUAUUUCGAGACAAGGGCGCAGAACGAAAAAAUAAGGAUGAUAAAAAGCAAAUUACGAAACAGCUAGAAAAAAUAAUGGCUACGUCAAAAGUGGAACCUAAUGAACAUCCUCUAUGGUCGUUAAUGAAUCAACCAGACAAUCCUAUUAGUAAAUUAACCGAAAUAGACUCUCCGCAUAAUACAAAGGCCCUUGCUUUAGAUAAUUUGAUUCCUCUUAAUAACAAGUCAUGUAAACGUAAAAGAAAUAGUUCAGAUCAACCUUCACAACCACCAAAACAAAAAUUAAAGGGAACAACGAAAGAAGUGGUGGUGACAUAUGACACAACAACAGCACUUCAGUUUUAUGUUUGGACUCGCGAUUUCCCUCAUGUGCCACGAGAAGUGUCUCUUGAUUUAUGUACAACAGAAAAUUUAAAAGUAAAGCUAGCCCAUCUUUUAUUUAUUCAUCCAUCAAAGAUAUCUGAAAUGCUAUGGCGAAAGAAGCAACCACUAACAUCAGAUAUAUUCGUUUUAAUAGAAGAUACCUUUAUAACUGAGCAUAUCUUGGAUGGUGAAAUGAUCGUUUUGAAUUGGGAAAUGAAAACGAAUGGAGAUAUUAGGCUUAUACUUGAGUUUUGAACAAGUAGACAUUAACCAACAAGCUUACAUAUUUAUAUAUAUUCAAAUAUUCAUACUUAUUAUAUUGACUGACACAUAAUAAAGAUAAGAAUAAUUUUGCAUUUGUCAUAAUAGACUAUCAAAAUUUGCUCUAUACAGCUACCACAAUGAAAUGAGGGUGUCUCUAUCAUUAUAUAAUAAGUGCAUGUACUAUUUAGACAUAUUUUUCUGCAGAUUCAUUCGAU